ACCCGCCCGCAACGACACACUUUGUUACUUUCACGCGAGCAGUGCACAUUUUGAUCGUUCAAAAUGUACAGGCUCUUUGUUUUAGCGUUAGUGAUCGCGGCCGUGACGUGCCAGCAGCAUGAGGGAGCGAGACGCGUGCCCAAGUACGCGGGUGAUCCCAAGACAGCCGCCAUUGUGCAGGAGGCGCGCUAUCUCAGCGGCAAUGGAGCCUUCGGUGCCGCUUACCAGCAGGAGGACGGCAUCAACUUCAAGGAGGAGACUGACGCAGACGGCAACAGGAGAGGCAGCUACUCUUACAUCGAUCCCAGUGGGCAGAGGAAAACAGUGAACUAUGUAGCAGGCAAGAACGGAUUCCAGGCUGUUGGUGACCACAUCCCGACGGCGCCGCAAGCCGCCGCACCCACUCCUGGAUACCAGCCCGACCCACGUUACAACCCACCAGACUACAAGGCGCCCCAGUACAGCGCUCCUCAACAGUACACCGCGCCCGCACCUUCCCGCAACUACGGUGGUAAACCCAGUGUAGAUGACGGCCAAUACCACCCAGAGCUGUACGAGGAGAACUAUGUAGCACCCCAGCAACAAUACCAGCCUGCACCUCAACCACAGUACCAACCUCAACCUCAACCGCAGUACCAGCCUCAACCUCAGUACCAACCCCAGCCUCAGAAGCAAUAUCAACCCAACAACGUUUAUACCGGAGUACAGCAAGCGCAGUACAGCGGCCUGCAAACCCAGGACAACUACUACUCGGCACCUGACAACAACCAACAAUACUACGAGCCCACGACUCCACCCCCGGCGCGCUUCUUCCCGCCCGGCAAAUUCAGCCUGAACAGAGCGCCCGAUGGCUACUCUUAUUCUUUCCACAAAGUCAAGUAAAAACCUAAUUUAUUAUAAUGGCGCCGGCGAUUUGUAAAGCUAGAAACACGUAAAAAGCACACCUCAAUUAGCAACUCGCCGAGUCAUCGAGGGGACGAGCGGAACGGGAGCACACCCGGCCUCUUCGGAAGCAUUUCUUUAUUGUUGUUUGCUGUGAUAUUGUGAGUUAAUGGACAGGUAUACAUAUGUUGGUGGUUUUUGUUAGUUGCCGAGGAGGGUUAUGAGGACUGAAAGCGUAACAGAAACUAAACUAUUGUAAAUAAAUUUAGAAUUACAUGUCAAAUAUCUGAUUUUCACUGCCCCUAAAUAUACAAGCUUUUCACUGUGUA
Molecule: messenger RNA, 1211 nt
Organism: Manduca sexta (tobacco hornworm)
Lineage: Eukaryota; Metazoa; Arthropoda; Insecta; Lepidoptera; Sphingidae
Gene: Cpr100A
Product: DNA translocase FtsK
Exons: 1
Coding region: 64-882 (272 amino acids)
Cellular component (GO): chitin-based extracellular matrix
Molecular function (GO): structural constituent of chitin-based larval cuticle
Source: RefSeq, a predicted model, not a curated record